CCUCGAUCCCCGGACACUCUGGGUUCAAUCGUCGGGGUGAGAUCUACGGAGGUAUAUAUGUACCCCGAAUAGUCCUCCGUAGUCAGUCACCUUCUGACUUACCUUUGAUCGACUCUUCUCGAGAGGAUCAGUCAGAAUUACACCUUAAGGAAGGCAGCACCAACAAUCAUGAAGUCGUGGUCGCUGUGGAUAGCCUUGCUGGCUAUCGCUCGUACAUCUUUGGCAGAAGAAGGUUAUAACUAUCCGCGACCUACCAAUCCUUUGAUACCCAGUGCACCUGGAAGUCCUUCGAAACCCGCAAGCCCAGUUGGCUUUCCGUCUACUCCAUCCACCGGAAAACCUAACGGUCCAAUCGGUGGUCAGAAUCCCCAAGGAGGAUAUCCUGGCUCAGGAUUCCCUGGGCAAGGUGGAGCUCUUGGAUCACCUGGCAAGCCUGAACCCCAAGGACCCAAUGGCUACCCAUCUGAUGGUCAAGGAUACCCUAGUGGUCGUCCGGGUGGACAGGGACCAUCGCCAGGAUACCCCAGCGGUCGCCCUGGUGGUCAGGGACCAAAUGGCGGACAAGGACCAAGUGAAAACUACCCCAGCAGUGGACAAGGACCGUCUCUAGGAUAUCCUAGUGGGCAUCCUGGUGGCCAAGGGCCCAGCGGUGGACAAGGAACAAGCGGAAACUAUCCUACUAGUGGACAAGGUCCAUCGCCAGGAUAUCCCAGUGGUCGCCCAGGCAGUCAGGGACCCAGCGGUGUACAAGGACCGUCGACUGGAUAUCCUAGUGGACGUCCAGGUGGACAAGCACCAUCGAUUGGAUAUCCCAGUGGACGUCCCGGUGGCCAAGGGCCAAAUGGUCCUAAUGGUGGACAGGCACCAAGUGUGGAUUAUCCAAGCGGUGGACAAGGACCGUCAUCUGGUUACCCUAGUGGGCGUCCCGGAGGCCAAGGAACUAACGGGGGUCAAGGGCCGAGUGGAAAUUACCCAAGUGGAGGAGAAGGACCAUCAUCUGGAUAUCCCAGUGGACGUCCUAAUGGCCAGGGACCCAAUGUAGGUCAAGGAUCAUCAUCUGGAUACCCUAGUGGACGACCUGGUGCCCAAGGACCCAAUGGGGGUCAAGGAUCAUCAUCUGGAUACCCUAGUGGACGACCUGGUGCCCAAGGACCUAAUGGAGGUCAAGGAUCGAGUGGAAAUUACCCAAGUGCAGGAGAAGGACCAUCAUCUGGAUAUCCCAGCGGACGUCCUGGUGGCCAGGGGCCGAAUGGGGGCCAAAGACCAAGUGGAAAUUAUCCAAACGGUGGACAAGGACCAAGUGGAAACUAUCCAAGUGGUGGACAAGGACCAAGUGGUGGCCAAGGACCAAGUGGAAACUAUCCCAGUGGACGUCCAGGUGGUCAAGGACCUAAUGGUGGACAGGGACCUCAAGGGUCAGGAGGAUAUCCUAACGGAGGUCAAGGCCCCCAAGGACCCAGUGGUGGAUUCCCCAGCGAUGGACAGGGACCAAACGGUGGAUUCCCGAGUGGUGGACAAGGACCUAAUGGUGGAUUCCCAGGUGGGCAGUCGGUCCAGUAUGACGAAGGUAGCCAAGAUGACGGUGAUUACUCUGCGAUUCCGGGAGAACCUGGCCGCGAUUAUCCCAUCUACGCGGACAUUCCCCAAACCGGAUUCAGCUGUGACUCCCAACAGUUCCCAGGCUACUACGCUGACGUCGAAACGCAGUGUCAGGUGUUCCAUAUUUGCUCUAACAAUCAAACCUACGACUUCCUCUGCCCGAACGGAACAAUCUUCCAUCAGCAAUACUUCGUGUGCGUGUGGUGGAACCAGUUUGACUGCAACUCUGCACCUAGUCUGUUCUACCUGAAUCAGAACAUCUACGAUUACUCCAUCAUGGGAUCUCCUGGCCCGCAAGGACCCGUCGGAGGCUAUCAGCAGCCUGGAAACCAACAGGGUCCGUCCGGUCCCUCAUUCCCAUCAAACCAAAGUCCUCAGAGUGGAAGUGGAAGCCCUGGCACCUUCCCUGGCGCAGGAUUCCCAAACAACAAUGGACCACAGGGCCCCUCAGGACCAUUCGGACCAUCGAGACCAUCGGGACCAUCGGGACCAUCAGGACCAUCAGGACCUCAGGGACCAUCAGGACCCCAAGGACAAUCAGGGCCCCAGGGACAGGGACAAGGCUAUCCUCAAGGACCCCAGGGUGGAAGUGGCCCAAAUGGAUAUCCAGUAAAUAAACCGCAGGGACCCCAAGGUUCUCAGGGAAAUUAUCCAUCCCAGACCUUCCCGACUGGUAACAAACCCGCAGGUCAAGGAUACCCGCAAGGAACGCAAGGAUUCCCUGGCAGCAGCCGACCUCAGGGACCAUCAGGACCAUCGGGACAAUCUGGUUAUCCUCAGGGACCUCAAGGCGGAAGCGGUCCAGCGGGUUACCCCACCUCAGGUUUCCCUGGAGGUAACAAACCUCAGCGACCAUCAGGACCUUCUGGACCAUCGGGACAAUCCGGAUACCCUCAGGGACCACAGGGUGGAAGUACUCCUAGCGGAUACCCAGAAUCAGGUUUCCCUGGUAACAACAAGCCUCAGGGACCAUCGGGACCAUCGGGUCAAGGAUAUCCUCAAGGACCACAAGGUGGAAACAGUCCAAGCGGAUAUCCAGGAUCAGGCUUCCCUGGAAGCAACAAACCCCAGGGACAAUCGGGACAAGGUUAUCCUCAGAGCACGCAGGGAGGUUUUCCAAGCAACAGGCCUCAGGGACCAUCGGGACCAUCGGGUCAAGGAUAUCCUCAAGGACCUCAAGGUGGAAGUAGUCCCGCCGGAUAUCCAGGAUCAGGUUUUCCAGGAAACAACAAACCCCAGGGACAAUCGGGACAAGGUUAUCCUCAGAGCACGCAGGGCGGUUUUCCAAGCAACCAGCCUCAAGGACCAUCGGAACCUUCUGGAACGGCGGGCCAAGGAGGUUCGGAUGGAUAUCCGAGCGGUCGACCUACUGGACCAGCAUUCCCAACGAACCCAUUGGGCUUCCCAGGCAACAAAGUUCCUCAGUCAGACAACCCGUUCCCUUCUGAAGGACCUUCGGAACCAGACCGCGAAUACCUACCACCGCGAACUGGAUAGGUAAGGUAGCGUGAACCGUUGAAUUAAAUUUAGCCAAGACCCCACAGCAGCCCCAAGAACCGUUGGUGCUGAACCUUAAGUGUAAAUACAAGCCUAAUUCUUUUUUAAUAAAUAGAAAACGCGGUAAGCUAUGACAAAAACGGCCCAGCUGUAUACCUGAACGCGUGUUUAUCCGUUAAGUAAAUGUAAUUGUGUAACU
This is a messenger RNA of Diprion similis, 3295 nucleotides long. RefSeq names its product collagen alpha-1(I) chain-like. Gene Ontology annotation, molecular function: chitin binding. The transcript has 8 exons. The record is from RefSeq and is a predicted model, not a curated record. Gene Ontology annotation, cellular component: extracellular region. NCBI's taxonomy places the organism in Eukaryota, Metazoa, Arthropoda, Insecta, Hymenoptera, Diprionidae. The coding region runs from base 169 to 3096 and encodes 975 amino acids.